UGAAGCGCAGGCAGGAGUCCGGCUGCUGAAAGCCCAGCUGGGUUACGUCAGUGCAGCGUAUGGAGAAAUCCAGAUCCGGCUGGACAACGCCAGUGCAGCGCGAGGAGCAGUGCAAGGUCGCUACAGUGACGUGCUGAAAUUUUUCUCCGGACGCUGGAGGUUUUACGGUGGGAACCUCUAUUACUUUUCACGAGAAAAAAAGUCGUGGGACGAGGCCGAGCGGUUCUGUGUAAAUUGGAACUCACACCUGACCUCUGUCUCCUCCCAGGCGGAACAGGAGUUUCUCUCCAAGGAGACCAAGGGACAAGAUCACUGGAUUGGACUCACCGACCGGGAGACAGAAGGCAGCUGGCGCUGGGUGGAUGGCACAGAAUACAGAGCAGACGCAAGCAGGGGGUUCUGGGAGGAGAAUCAGCCAGACAACUGGCAUCAGGGGACAGGAGGCAGAGAAGACUGUGUUGAGAUACGCCCAAGGAAGCUGAAUAGGUGGAAUGAUGCCAACUGCACUCUGCUUUUCAGGGCUGCUGUCAGAGGGAGGCUCUAACCCAGCAGGCUGCAGAAAGGACCCACAGGCCAGUGAUCAGGGGCUCGGCUCAGCGCGAAGGCAGGACAAUGGCGGAUGAGGAUAUCUAUGAGAACAUGCCGAUGACGGAAGCUGCUCCCCAGCCCAAAGGAAACCCUCCCAAGACCUCGGUCCCUUGGCGGCACAGGGCAGGGGGCAUCAUCGUCACUGCUGUCCUUCUCCUCCUGGGUCUGGCCCUGGCCACGUCCCUCCUUGCUGUGACGCUUCUAUAUCUCCGGGCACAGAGCAAGCUGCAAGCGGUUGAAGAAGCGGUGCAGAAGCUCCAAGUCUCUCUGCAGCCUGACGAUGCCUCGGACGCGUCAGCGAAGGGAUCGGACAGUCUAAAGCUAUUGGAUGAAGCGCAGGCAGGAGUCCAGAAGCUGAAAGCCGAGCUGGGUAAUGUCAGUGCAGCGUAUGGAGAAAUUCAGAUCCAGCUGCAUAACGUCAGUGCAGCGCGAGCAGCAGUGCAAGGUCGCUGCAGUGAUGUGCUGACAAAGGUCUCCAGGGGAUGGAGGUUUUAUAGUGGGAACCUCUAUUACUUUUCACAAGAAGGGAAGUCGUGGGACGAGGCCGAGCAGUUCUGUGUGUCUCAGGACUCGCACCUGACCUCUGUCUCCUCCCAGGCGGAACAGGAGUUUCUCUCCAAGGAGACCCGGGGAGAAGCUCACUGGAUUGGACUCACCGACCGGGAGACAGAAGGCAGCUGGCGCUGGGUGGACGGCACAGAAUACAGAGCAGACGCAAGCAGGGGGUUCUGGGCGGAGAAUCAGCCAGACAACUGGGAUCAGGGGAUUGGAGGCAGAGAAGACUGUGUUCACAUCAAUCCAAUCAACCGGAAUUUGUGGAAUGAUGUCAGCUGCACUGAGCCUUUCAGGUGGAUUUGUAAGCAGGCCCAUGGACCAGCUGGGAUGUGACAUGCAGGUCCCAGCACCUCAGAAAGCCACCUUAAUUUUCGAGCUAGAAUAUUUCCCAGCCACCUGCCGAUGAGGCGCCCUGGGCACUGGAGGGGGCCGCAUGGGAUGUGCAUCGCAGGGACGCUUUGUCUUGCUGUGAUAUUUCUGGCUGUGGCAGCAACAGCUGCCCUUAUGCCACUCAGUGUGGCUGGCUCUGUAAUUUGUAUGUUUCCAGGUCUGUCACUGAAUAACAUCCUUGGAUCGUGGAGUUAUUGUUUCAC
Messenger RNA from Mauremys reevesii (Reeves's turtle), 1736 nucleotides. Its product is annotated as C-type lectin domain family 4 member F-like. NCBI's taxonomy places the organism in Eukaryota, Metazoa, Chordata, Testudines, Geoemydidae. The transcript is spliced from 11 exons. Bases 613 to 1476 code for a protein of 287 amino acids. The record is from RefSeq and is a predicted model, not a curated record.